Penicillium macrosclerotiorum is the source of this 246-nucleotide messenger RNA. Its product is annotated as cytochrome c oxidase VIIc family protein. The coding region runs from base 1 to 246 and encodes 81 amino acids. Lineage: Eukaryota; Fungi; Ascomycota; Eurotiomycetes; Eurotiales; Aspergillaceae. Gene Ontology annotation, biological process: mitochondrial electron transport, cytochrome c to oxygen. The record is from RefSeq and is a predicted model, not a curated record. The transcript has 3 exons.
AUGUCUUUGAAGAUGUACGCCUCUUCCGCUGUCCGCGCCCGACUGGCCACCGUCGCUGCCCGUCGUGGCUUCUCCACCACUCGCGCCCAGCUCGGCAGCCCCUACCACUACGCUGAGGGCCCUCGCACCAACAUUCCCUUCAAUCCUCUGACCAAGCACUUCUUCUGGCGCUACUGGGCCUUCAUGGUUACCGGUUUCGGUGCCCCCUUCGCCAUUGCUGUCUGGCAAACCUACAAGACCAAAUAA